CGGCCGGUGCAGGCUACGCCUUGGAACCCGCGGACGGCGACUGCAGCCACAGGUGCCGCGCAGGGCAGUGUGUCCCAGCUCUGGGCAUCAAAACUCCAGCGCUGGGAGCUAAGGCUUCCGAGCUGCUCCCAACCCUGGACACCGAGGCCCCCGGGCCGGAGAGCGGAGCCCUGGGGUCGUCCGAAGCGCGGGGCCCUGAGCCCCCCGGGUUAGACAGAGAAAUUCCCUGGCCUGCCGCAGAGCAGGAUACCGAGGUCCCCAGGCCAGGCGGCGAAGUCCCCGUGCCCUCCCCAGACCAGGGCGCGGAGACCCCCGAGCAAGAGAGCGAAGUCCUCGGGCCAUCAGCGGGGCAGGAGGCAGAGCGCCCUGGACCGACCGCAGCUGAGGGCUUUGGGAGUCCUGAGAGAGGCAGCGACGACGCUGAACCGUGUGAAGCGCGAGGCGUGGGGCUCCUGGAGCAGUGUCCCUCUCAAGGUCCGGAAACCUCCUCUGAGUCAAACUCGGAAUCCCCCCAGCUGCGUUUUCUACUGCGCAGCGAGACCCCAAAACAGCCCCCAGAGGAGCCGCUCAUGGAGACGCCCAUCGAGCGCGAAAUCCGCCGCAGCUGCGAACGCGAGGAGAGCCUGCGCCGGAGCCGGGGCCUGAGCCCAGGUCGCGCGGGCCGCGAACUCAUCGAACUGCGUGUGCGGCCGGUGCUCACCCUGCCGGGCCCCGGCCCCGCGCUCCCGCGCGCCUUGGAGCGCGCUCGGGCGGGCGCGCAGAUGCAGCGAGACAUCGAGCGGGAGGCCCAUCGGCAGGCGGCGCUAGCGCGCCCCGAGGUCCCAAAGCAGCGCGCCCGGCAGCCGCCUCAGCCGCUGGGCGAGCUCAAGCGCUUCUUCGAGGCUGCCGGCGGGUGCGGCUCCUCGCCAGCGGCGGAGGGCAGCGCGGACCCGCAGCGGCUGUCUGAGCCCGGAGGCCGGCCACGUUCAGUCGUGCAGAGCCGGUGCCCGGUGCUGGCCCGCGCCCCGCCGCCCAUCGCACCAUCGCUGCUGGAGCAGGAGGUGCGCGAGGUGAAUGAGCGCGAGCGGGAACUGCAGCGCCAGCGCCUCAGCGUCUACGGCACUGCCGAGUUCAAGGAGCCCGCGCCCAGCCUAACUGCGAGCAGGGGCGACGGAAAGCUGGAGGUGAUCUGGCCUCCCCGCAGAAAGGCUUCGGAGAACGGUCUGGAGCAGGAGGAGCGGAAGCCUUGAGGCUCGAGCCGGCUGGGGUCCCCGGACGAAGGUAACAUGCCCAUCAGAGGACCCAGGGAGGGGCGUCCAGGAGUGCCCUCCGGAUCGGCGGAAGGCCUGGAGAAGGGCUAUAGGUCUGAGCCAGGAAAGACGCAAUCGAUCAGCCCCUCCUCGAACCUGACUUUGUGAAAUUGACCAGAAUCUUCUAUAAAACUGUCAGUCCCAAUUGGGAAACACCACCAUCACAAACCCGCCAGUAAAACUGCCCCGCCCUUCUCCACCUAACUGCAAACGGAACUAGCCUCUCCUUCCGGCCUUCACUGUUAGAUAGGGGUCACCUCCUCGGCUGUCCCCACUCCCCAAUAAAGCCCCUUCUUUCUGGGCAGUGCAGGCUGUUUUCUUCUGGGUCCUCUUCGUCUGCGGUGGGGUGGGGCGGGAGCGCGGCGGGAGGAGCAAGGCUUGAAAAAGUCGCCGGAGGCGCCGGCCAGAAUGCCGAAUGUCCCCUAUCUCCCUGUUCCGGGGCCGCAUAUCUCCCCCUGCCCGGCCGGGGUCCUAGUGCCCCCUGGCGACGCGGGCGCGAACUGCGGCGUUGGGACAAACGAACUCAUGCCUACCUACCCUUUCCAGAUUUCGUCAACAUUUAUUGGUGCCAAACGACAUGCCCCGCGCAGGGUGCUGGCUAGACAGAGAUGAUAAGAGGUUGUUCCCGCCCUGGGGACAUAAACAAUGGCUAC
Messenger RNA from Kogia breviceps (pygmy sperm whale), 1942 nucleotides. It is a transcript of the gene MISP3, whose product is annotated as MISP family member 3. NCBI's taxonomy places the organism in Eukaryota, Metazoa, Chordata, Mammalia, Artiodactyla, Physeteridae. The record is from RefSeq and is a predicted model, not a curated record.